Messenger RNA from Durio zibethinus, 2736 nucleotides. RefSeq names its product sterol 3-beta-glucosyltransferase UGT80A2-like. Lineage: Eukaryota; Viridiplantae; Streptophyta; Magnoliopsida; Malvales; Malvaceae. The record is from RefSeq and is a predicted model, not a curated record. Gene Ontology annotation, molecular function: hexosyltransferase activity; UDP-glycosyltransferase activity. Gene Ontology annotation, biological process: carbohydrate metabolic process.
CAAGUUUACGACGUAACAAAAUUCAUUCACCUCGAAUCCAGGUUUCUCAAGACAGGAAUUGACCAAAAUAUCCCUGCAGAUGGAUAGUUUGCUUACGUCAGGAAUCCCCCGCAACUAAAUAUUCAUGUUUAGCAGACCCAUCCCCCACGCAUCCGAACGUGCUCUCGCUUUCUCUCUCUCUUUCUCUGUCGAGGUUCCCGACUUUCUUCCGAGAAAAAAGAUUAUCGGCAUCCAAACACUCAUCAGAUCACGACGAGAAAUACUUUGUUGAAAGAAUUUGAGCAGAUAUGGAGAGCGAACAAGGAGUUCACUUCGUCGACCGAGGGAGCUAUCCGGAGUCGCUGAUGGCGGCGUCGCCGGAGCAUCGCCGGAACUCAUCGUCUUCCUCAUCUUCUUCCUCUGCCGAAGAAGUUCCGGUGAAAAUCGAGCAAGAAAUAUGCAUCGAUGAUAAGGCUAUGGAUAGUAGCAGAGACCCCACGGAAGCAGCCACUGGCGAUGAUUCUUGCGCUGGAGUUGAUCGCACUGCAAUGAAUAACUGUGGCGCCGAGUCUUCAGGCACCGUUCGUAGAAGUUUUUCUGAGGUUGGAACAUUGCCUGUGGGCCCUUCAAACAUUGAAAAAUUGGAUUUAAGCCAGCUUAAACUGGAUAAAUCAAAAACUGAGGCACAAAGACAUCGAAACAUAUUUGGUGAAGAGGCAGCGCUGAUUUUUGACAAUAAGAUGUCUGCCCAACAGAAGCUUAAAUUGUUUAACAGAAUGGUUACUGUGAAAGAUGGGACUGUGGAGUUUGAAGUUCCAGUAGAUGUUGAGCCCCAUGCGCUUGCUGGUGUACCAAGAGAUGCAUAUUCUGAAGUUGCUGAAGAAGAGUCACUUGAAAAUGAUAUUCAGUGUAUUCCACCACUGCAAAUAGUGAUGCUUAUAGUUGGUACACGUGGAGAUGUGCAGCCAUUUGUUGCAAUUGGCAAACGUCUUCAGGAUUAUGGCCAUCGUGUAAGAUUGGCAACUCAUUCAAAUUUCAGAGACUUUGUGCUGACUUCUGGGCUUGAGUUCUAUCCAUUAGGUGGAGAUCCAAAAGUUCUUGCGGGUUAUAUGGUUAAAAAUAAAGGCUUCUUGCCGUCAGGCCCUUCUGAGAUACCCAUUCAACGUCAUCAAAUAAAGGAAAUUAUCCACUCUCUGCUUCCUGCUUGCAAAGAACCUGAUCCUGAUUCUGGUAUCCCGUUUAAGACAGAUGCAAUCAUUGCCAAUCCCCCAGCAUGCGGGCAUACGCAUGUCGCAGAGGCAUUACAAGUACCACUUCAUAUAUUUUUCACGAUGCCAUGGACGCCAACGAGUGAGUUUCCACAUCCUUUGUCCCGUGUGAAGCAAUCAGCUGGAUAUCGACUUUCUUAUCAAAUUGUUGACUCACUGAUUUGGCUUGGGAUAAGGGACAUGAUAAAUGAUGUUAGAAAGAAAAAGCUGAAGCUACGACCAGUCACAUAUUUGAGUGGUUCCCAAGGCUCUGAUUCCGAUGUGCCACAUGGAUACAUAUGGAGUCCUCACCUUGUUCCUAAACCAAAAGAUUGGGGACCUAAGAUUGACGUGGUAGGAUUUUGCUUUCUCGAUCUUGCAACAAAUUAUGAACCUCCAGAAUCACUCAUAAGGUGGCUUGAAGUUGGUCCAAAGCCUAUUUAUAUUGGAUUUGGUAGCCUUCCGGUUCAAGAACCAGAAAAAAUGACCCAAAUAAUUGUGCAUGCUUUGGAACAAACGGGACAGAGGGGUAUCAUUAAUAAAGGCUGGGGUGGCCUUGGUGAAUUGACUGAACCCAAGGAUUAUAUUUACUUAUUGGACAACGUCCCUCAUGAUUGGCUAUUCUUGCAAUGCAUGGCUGUGGUUCAUCAUGGAGGUGCUGGAACAACAGCUGCUGGUCUUAGAGCUGCGUGCCCAACAACCAUUGUACCAUUCUUCGGUGAUCAACCUUUCUGGGGAGAGAAAGUGCAUGCCAGAGGAGUGGGACCUGCACCCAUCCCAGUCGAUGAAUUCUCACUUCCCAAGUUGGUCGAUGCAAUAAACUUCAUGCUAGACCCAAAGGUGAAGGAGAGGGCCAUUGAACUUGCCAAGGCAAUGGUGAAUGAGGAUGGGGUGACUGGAGCAGUAAAAGCAUUUUUUAAGCAUCUUCCUCGCAUGAAGCCUGAACCAGAGAUAUCACCAGAGCCAUCCAGUUUAUUCUCCAUUAGUAAAUGUUUUGGUUGUUCCUGAAUCUCCGUAUGGAUGUUUGUUUCUUCCUUUUAAGUUGUUGUGUGUUCUGCUGUGUCCUUCAUACUCCAUGGUGCUUUCUUUCCUCACGUCAAUCCUACAUAUAUGAAUCCCUCGCCUACCAAUUCCCAUCCCUGCUUCCAGAAAUGUAAUUAUUUACGGUCAAAACACAUUUAGUGUAAAACACGAAAUUUCAUUCAUCUCGAAGUUAAAAGGUCCAUUUCUUUUUUUUUAAUCUUUGACUUCACAUCUAUGCUGGAUUUGAGUCUUUCAUUCCGCCAGCCGUUGCAUUUAUUAUACUUGUGUGAUCUAGCCUUCAAAAUUUGGAAGCGUGAUGUCAUAAAAUCAUGGGCGGCAAUCCUUCAUGUUACUGUGAUCAGUCUGUGGUCUUUGAGUUAGCAACAUAUUUGAAUCGAAUGUAAAAUGGUAUAACAUCUACAGAUGAACCAAUUCGGUGAUGACUAGUGAGUUUUUGCCAUUAAUAACUAGCCAUGAUUCUUUGCUU